This is a messenger RNA of Nymphalis io (European peacock), 2914 nucleotides long. RefSeq names its product microsomal triacylglycerol transfer protein (gene Mtp). The record is from RefSeq and is a predicted model, not a curated record. Gene Ontology annotation, molecular function: lipid binding. Lineage: Eukaryota; Metazoa; Arthropoda; Insecta; Lepidoptera; Nymphalidae. Bases 119 to 2752 code for a protein of 877 amino acids. Gene Ontology annotation, biological process: lipid transport; lipoprotein metabolic process. The transcript is spliced from 11 exons. Gene Ontology annotation, cellular component: Golgi apparatus; endoplasmic reticulum; basolateral plasma membrane.
UAGUAAACGGGUGUGGGUGUUAAAGUUGACAAACGAACUUUAUCAACUUUCAAUGAACUUUAUAAAAUUCAUGGCGCCAGUAUUUGUUUCUAAAUCUUAGAAGUUUUUACGCACCAAAAUGAAAUGGCAUUUAAUAUUUUUAGUUUGUAUUUAUUUAGUGAAUUUUGGAUUUAGUUCGUCAGAGAACCGGGUGAACUAUGGCGAAAUAAGGUUGUUCCAAACGCCGGUAUCCUAUAACGUUGAUAUGACGGUUCUGCUAAACGAUGCAUCCAGAAGAGAAAAAGAGGUCAGCUACAAAGUGAAGGCCGCUCUUAACGUGUACCCUGUAUGGAUCGAUUCUGAAUUUGAAUGUUUGCUAAAGUUUGAGCUUGUGUCGCCUCAACUGCAGUCAAGAGGUAAACAUGUCAGCGCUGAGUACAUGCCCAUGAAGUCCGUCUGGGAUGCAUACUCUCAUUCCACUUUCUAUGCUCACUGGAAGAAUGGACUCGUCCAAACCGCCUAUUUGGAUCCAAAUGAAUUAAUAGAUAUUCAGAAUUUCAAAAGAUCACUAAUAAGCUUAUUUCAGAUACAAGCAUUCAAUGGAGAGCAUCGGGAGAUAGAUAUAUCUGGAACUUGCGACGUGGUAUACGAGACCCUAUCUAAGCAAGUCAUCCGAAAGAUUAAGCGACGAUGCAGUGCGCCCGAGUGGCCGGCCGUCGGCCUCGACUCGGUGCAGGCGCGGCGCCUCACGCGCUACUCGCUGAGCGACUCGCUGGACGCGCUGGACGAGCUGCACGCCGAGGAGCUGCUCGAGAUGGGCGCGCUCAAGGCGCGCGUGUGGCUGCGCGCGCGCCGAGCGCUGCCCGCGCCCGCCGGCGCCGCGCGCGCCGCGUCGCUGGCGGCCGCGCUGGCGGCGCUGCCGGCCGCGCUGGCCCCCGCCCCGCUCGCCGCGCCGCCGCCCGCCGCCUCGGGGGUGAGUCUCCUGCGCUGGCUAGUGCUAGUGGGCGCGGACGACGAGCUGGCGGAGGCGCUGCGCGCGGCGCGGGCGGCGCGCGGGGCGGGCGCGGGCGCGGGGGGGGACGCGCGCGGCGCGCGGGCGGCGCUGCGGCUGCUGCGGGCGCUGCGCCGCGCGCCCGCCGCGCCCGUCGCCGCGCUGCUGCACGACCUGGCCGAGCCCGACCUGCUGGAGACGUUGUGCGAGGCGCUCGGGCUGGUGGGCUCGGCGGCGACGCACGCGGCCGUCGCGCCUUUCCUGCGGCUGCGCUCGCCCGACGUGACGCCGCACCUCGCGCGCCGCUACCUCGCCGCGCUCGCACUCGCACCUCGCCCGCAGGAGUCGGUGAUAGAGGACGUGCUCCGCGCGGCCGAGGAGGUGAACGACGCGAGCAUAGUCGAGAGUGCGCUGCUGGCCGCCGGCGCCGCCGCCUCGCGCCUACCGGCCGAGCCGGUCGCCGGCGUCGUGCGCGACGCGCUGGCCAGGAGUCUCGCUAACUGCAAGGACGACGAGUGUCGCCGGGUGAGGAUUCACGCGCUCGGCAACUUGCAACGCGAGGACACGAUCGAGUCGCUGCUGGAGCACGCCGAGCGUGGCGCCGGGCCCGCGGCGCUGGCGGCGCUCGACGCGCUGGAGGGCGUGGCCGCGGCGCUGGCGACGCCGGAGCGAGUGCUGCGACUGGAGCGCCUGGUGCUGGACGCGCGUGCGCUGGAGGUGCGCGCGGCGGCACUCGAUCUGCUGCUGCGUUGCAGCGCCGUCGCGCCUUUCAGUUUACCACGCACGUUGCUGGCGCUGCACGAGCGCGCUCCCUCCGAGCUGCAGCGCCUCGCCUGGCAGCGGCUGCGUGCGCUCGCCGUUGACCACGAGCACGUUCGCAAGUUGAUCCGCAUGUUGCCGCUCCGUCUGCGCGGAUGGGACGCACAAGCAAUGGCCGGAACGUCGUCGGUGCUAGUGCGCGAGGCGGCUGCGGACGGCGGCUGGCGCGCGUUGCUGGAGUCGGUGCAGCUGGCGCGCGGCGGGCUGCUGCGGCGCGGUCGCGUGCGCCUGCUGACGCUGUCGCCCGCCAACGUCACGGAUGACACUCUGAGCGUAGAGAUCUGGACGCGUGGACUGGAAGCGUUCGCCGGAGACUCGACUAAGGAGUCCUCGAGUGAGGAUGAGGGCGAGGCGGAGGCGACGAGCGGGGGCCUCGCGCUGGGCGUCGGAGGUCUGCGCGCGCAUACAUACACACUGUUCUCCGGACAGGCUGAACUUCUAGGGCACGUGUGGGCGGGAACCGGCAGCGAGCCGACGCCCGUGCUCCGCGCCCUGCGGCCGGCGGGCGGCGCGGAGGUGGCGCUCCCGCUGCUCGGCGGGGCGGCGCUGACGUACAGAUACGAGGCGCUGGUAUCGCUGGCGCUCGACGCGCAGGCGCAGGUGUCGCUGUGGUCGCGCAGUGCCCGCUCGCAGCUGGAGCUGCGCGGGGCGGCGGUGGCGGAGGGCGAGGCGCGCGUGGAGACGGCGUGGGGCGCGCUGACGGCCGAGGCGGCCGACGAGGCGGAGCCGAGUAUGACCAUCUCCGCCGACCUCGACUUCUACGACGGCGUGGAGCUGUGCGUGCGCGCGGACGUGGCGGCGCACGCGCGCGGCGCGGCGGUGGCGCUGCGCUCGGCGCUGGGCGCGCGGCGCGAGCGGCGCGUGCGGCGCCGGGCCGCGCGGCGCGGGGCGGCGCCGGGCCGCACGCUGGCGCUGGGCGCGCGCAACGACGCCGCCUGCCGCGCGCUGGGCCCCGGCGCGUAGGUGCCGGCGGCGUUGGUGCAUAUGAGAGUUUAUUUUUUUAAAUGUAUUGAUAAUGUUUAAGAUCACCGUUGUAUUCGGAUAAGGAAAAUUCAAACUAUUUUUGUAAAAAAUUAGCAAUAUUUCAAAAUAUGUAAAAAGGCAAAUAAAAAAAAAUGUUCGUUA